AUGCAUAAAAAAAGAAAUGAUGAUAAGGAUGCGUUCAAUGCGAUCCUAAAGAUAUUCAACCCCAAGUUGCUCGCCGAUGGCACGAGGUGUGUAGAGGGUAAGGGAGAUGUAUUCGGGGAUGUUUUCUGGAAAGAAGUGACUCUCGCUCAGGCCUGUGCCAACGUCCGAGCUCUGACCUACUGCGACCUCCACGUUAUUAAACGCGACGCCCUGCAGAAGGUGCUGGAGUUUUACACCGCCUUUUCAAACCACUUCUCCAGAAACCUGCUGCUCACUUACAAUCUGCGAAAGAGGAUUGUCUUCCGAAAGAUCAGUGAUGUGAAACGUGAGGAGGAGGAGCGACAGAGACGUAAAAAUGAAGCCCCUCUGAACUUGCCACCAGAUCACCCGGUAAGGAAACUCUUCCAGCGCUUUCGGCAGCAGAAGGAGUCGCGGCAGGAACCUGAAAAACUGGCUGACCAUGACAUCGAGAAGGGCCCUGUGUACGUGGACAUCCCGAUCGCCAAAGCAGCCGUCACAACCACCAGCAUCGUCACGGUGACAGAGAGCCCAGCAACACCUUCAUCUUCUAUGCCUUCAUCUUCAACAGCACUCAACUGCGCUCCCUCAGACAAGGCGAAGCUGCAGGUGCCGGUCCCCGUCUCUCUUAUCGGGGGCCGGGUCUCAGAACCAGUCAAAGUCAAAGGCUGGGGUCGAUUCAAGGAGUCCAUGGCCAAACCUGACAAUUGGAACAAAGUGUCCAAAGCCGAAUCUAUGGAGACUUUACCCGAACGGACCAAGGUGCACGAGUCACAAACGUCUCUAAAGAAGACAGACUCUUGUGACAGCGGCAUCACAAAAAGUGAUCUGCGCCUGGACAAAGUGGGCGAGUUUCACAUCGCGCCCCAGGACCGGAGUCCCGUGCAGCCUCCGGAGACCAGGCACGCCUUCUACACCAUCCCGGAGCAGACGCUACAGGCCUCGCUCCUGGAGAUCAAACUGGAGCUGAAGGACGACCUCAAGAACCUGAACGUUCGAAUGUCCGGCCUGGAGGCGCAGCUCACAGAAGCACUUCAACUCCUCAAAUCGAGGAGAUCAAAUGCUGACUCUCCACAGCCGCUUUUUGACAUUUCUAGACCUGCUUCACCAGAACUGGACAAAGAAGACAUCUUCUCUUGAAGGAAGGUACGUUAACAAAUCAGGUUGACUCUGAAUCAGCUGGAAUCCAGUAAUAUCCAGAUUACUUGGAUAGGCUGCAAUGGAUGCACCAUUUAAGUUAUCAGGCAACAGUGUGGUCUUUAAGACGCACCGGCCUUUUAUCAUAGGGGUGUACCCGACCGUUUACAAGGCAACAUCGUGUGGAAAAGUCGCGGGUGUAUCCCAGAACUUGUUGUCGGAGAAAAAACAAAAGAUCGGGAGGUCAUUCAAAACACUGACAGCUCUAUGUCUGUACAUAAGUUUGGUUUAUUCUUCCAUCGCACUAUAAUGGAAAAAUAGCUUGAGCGGUUUGAUAUUAUCUCAAUUUUGAGAGCGUCAGUGGAAGACCAACGUUAUAUCUCUGUUUUGAAAUGAGUAGAAACAGCAUGACCCACUGGUUUGUUAUUGCAUCAUUCGUAUGGGAUUCUUUGCAUGUCACAUAAAGUAGGCGCGUGUCUCUAAAUUGCAGAUGGUGCAUAUUUAAUUAAUUAAGGCCACACCGUGAGCCAUUUGCAUUAUUUCACCAUGACAGCGGGAAAGCACAGUCUUUCCAGAUGUUGUAACAGGCGCACGGUAAUUUCCUCCAGCAAUUGAUGAACUCUUCUUAUUAAAUCAACUGCCAGGAUCAUUUUGAAUAAUACAACAGAUAACUCUGGCCGAGCAAUCAGAUUUUCAAAGACGUCUUUUAGCAGAGCUAACAAUUCCUAUAAACCAUGGGAGGAUGAAAGGCACCACGUGAUCCAUCUUUUCUGAUAUCUUGUAUUUGUUUUUCUUGUGUACAAACACACAUGUAUGUACUGUAUGAGAGCCACGAACUUCUAGCUUUGUUGAUGCAUAAUAAUGUGAUGCAGAUGGUACUGAUAAUGGCUGUGGCCCUUCCCUUAUUUUAAAAACUGUAAAGUUAUGAAUGCUCUUUUGCACAAUAUUUCUUAAAUAAAAUGUAUUUAUUACUAAAAUAUACUUCACAGUGCAGGUUUGUUCAUGUAAGCAAACACAAAAGUCAUUGGAAACUGUUAUAUUGAUGAAUUUUUUGGGGUACAUUUUCCCAUUUGUUGCACCAUCUAGCAUGCAUGAUUAAUUUGUGUCUCUCUUCACAUUCACUGGAGGAAAAACACAUCAUCCCAUGAUGCCAGCAGACACAAGUUGACUAUAUUUAAGGAACAAAGAUGGUGAAAAUGUUCAGGCUAUGUGUUCGCAGUGCAGGUGAUUUGUCUUUGUAUUUGAAGCCAAUAUUUGGGUCCGGCUUACACAAACUUAACGUUCCCUAAAUGUGCAUUAAAACUUGGCGACAACCGAAAACACCAGACUACUCCUGCAUACACAGUGUCUCACCAACAAUGUUCAACUACAAGUCAUUUCAAGUAGGAAUAAAGGAAACAGCAGGAUUCUAAAGAGAUAAUAUACCACUUUUUGUUCUUUAUCAAACAUUUGACUGUUUUGGGUAAUUAUUCAAAAACAGCCUUUUAAUGAACUGAAAUACACCCAGGCAUUGUUUUCCAGUCAUGAUAAAUAACAUGGUUUAGUAAAAAGUAUACAUGUAGACAGCAAGUGUGUCAUGUCUUUCUCUUUAAAUUAUAAUUUUUGUUUAACAUUUGAACACAAUACAAUUUCACCACAAAGGAAAAAGGUAUUAACAGAGCCACAAUCUUAUAAAGAAAACAAACUGGAUAGCAUUUAUAUUUAAAUUAUUAUUUUGUCUGUUACGGAAACCUUUCAAAUCCAGACAAAAGAUAAAUUAAAUUUCUAGUAAAAGUGAGUUCUGUCAUCAAGCAAUAAUAAUAAUUGUGCAUAUUAAAGGACAAUUUGAAUGCUAAAAUAUCCGUUAAGGCUCUUUAAAAUUGUGUUUUCCAUUUAUAAAAUCAAUAAUAAUUGUGCAUAUUUUACUGAUAA
Molecule: messenger RNA, 3066 nt
Organism: Notothenia coriiceps (black rockcod)
Lineage: Eukaryota; Metazoa; Chordata; Actinopteri; Perciformes; Nototheniidae
Product: potassium voltage-gated channel subfamily H member 1-like
Exons: 3
Coding region: 1-1158 (385 amino acids)
Biological process (GO): potassium ion transmembrane transport; regulation of membrane potential
Cellular component (GO): plasma membrane; voltage-gated potassium channel complex
Molecular function (GO): delayed rectifier potassium channel activity
Source: RefSeq, a predicted model, not a curated record